Molecule: messenger RNA, 2217 nt
Organism: Trematosphaeria pertusa
Lineage: Eukaryota; Fungi; Ascomycota; Dothideomycetes; Pleosporales; Trematosphaeriaceae
Product: HET-domain-containing protein
Exons: 2
Coding region: 38-1936 (632 amino acids)
Source: RefSeq, a predicted model, not a curated record
CGGCUCUCCUUUGACACUCCAUUGAAAAGACAACGCAAUGGAUGCCUUUGGACUUGUCCCGCACUCCUGCCAAUAUUGUCAAAGGAUUGAGAUCGAUGGCACCUUACGUAGCGAUUCCGUUGACCAGUCUUUUACGUGGACAUUCCGCAGCGUGCAAAAAUAUGCGGAAGAAUGCAUGCUUUUCAAAUGGACUUUACAGUUCCCAACCCGGACUCUACAGGCCACAGACUAUCUCGUCCUAUACAUAUCGACCGAUCACGAAGACCUUGCUCGUUUGGAGGCAGAAUGGAGGGAUGCCAAUGACAAGUUGGUGCUAGGAAGCGAUGGCGAGGAUGGCGAGCAGUCGGGCCUAAGUAUUUUCGCCGAAAGAGAUAACCCCGCCGCUCAAUAUAUCAAAUCAAGGCCCCUCGCACGUUCGAGAAUGGGAUCAAGGAACAUGAAAACAUAUCGCAAGCUCCUCAAAAACUGCCAAAAUACCCACGAGAAGUGUAAAGAAGCCAUGAAAGAAGUUCAACAUUGCGUGGCCCCCAGACGUCUCCUUUGUACGCAACCAAAUUCAACCGAAAGGUUAUAUACUGUUCCCCAAGGAGAAUCCCCUCGCUAUGUAGCAUUAAGCUACUGCUGGGGUGACACACAGCAAAUGGAAAAGGCAAAGACCAAGAGAGUUAAUGUCCAGGAUCGACACCGCAGAAUAGAGUUAUCUCAGCUACCACAGACGAUAAGAGAUGCUGUAGAAGUGACCCAAUCACUCGGAUUGGAUUACCUUUGGGUGGACGCUCUCUGCAUUAUCCAAGACGAUCCAGAAGACGUUGCAUCCGAAAUUGCAAAAAUGUCGAGCGUUUAUCGAGGGUCCACCGUUACCAUUUCUGCGGCCAGUGCGAAGGACUGCACGGAGGGCUUCCUUGGAGAUCGUGACCUGGCAAAGGUUUAUGGUUCUCUAUUUGAACUACCUUACUGUCACGAGUCUGGUGAUGAUGUGGCGAGAGGGACAAUUCUAUUGUCCGAAAACCCGAUUUGCGACACGCAUCAAGAGCCUAUUGAUGAAAGAGCGUGGACAAUGCAGGAACACUUGCUCUCUCUUCGUCUUAUCAGAUUCGGUUCAAAACAAACGACCUGGAAAUGCCCAACCCUCUAUGUCAACACUGAUGGAGGUGGUUCCCCUCAUCCAACGAACAAGGACACAGACUUUUCAGUCAACGAACCUCACCGAGUGACUGAAGUGCAGUCUAGAAUGGAACAGUUCGGUGGACUGGGUAAAUCAGUGGUCUUGGGUGAUUGGUUAGCUAAUAUCAGCGCGUAUACAAAUCGCAAACUCUCGCAACCAGGCGACAAACUACCUGCUUGUGCUGCUCUGGCAGAGAACUUUGCGAACAUAUUGGGCUGGAGAGCAUCCAAUUACCUCGCGGGAUUAUGGGAAAACGAAAUCCAAGCGCAACUGCUAUGGUCUCGGCGAGAAGAUACAAAAGCAGAGAAACUUUCCCGUCCAACUUGGUCAUGGGCAUCUCUGGAUGGGCCGGUCACAUUCUUUGAGCUCGGCUCGUUGGAGUAUGAUGGUGUAGUCAAAGCGCGAGCGAGGCUUGAACAAAGCGAAAUCAUCCACAAAGUCAAGGAUCACAACUACUCUGACGUUAUAUCAGGCCGCCUAUGGUUGAGCGGACGACUGCAACAAACGCAUUGGGAUGGCUUUAGUCUUACGCGGAGCGUUAAUUCUCCUCGGGCCUUACCCCUUGAGAUCCGUUGGGACUCAUCUAGUAGCAUCGGUCCGCGGACUGUAUGGUGCUUUGAAAUAAUUGGGUCGCACAUUUCAAUAGGCCUCAUGCUCGGAAUGAAGAAUGAGACGGAAUUUGAGCGUGUCGGCUACUUCGAGUGCGAACUUCCGGCAUCUGGGGGGUACUUGUUUGAUGGGGUAGAGCCACGGACCAUCAUUCUUCACUAGUACUGAUUACUUGCUACUUGCUACUUGCUACUUCAUUUAAUCAGAGAUGACCUAGGUUAAUGGUGAUACUAUGAGUCCGCCUCCGCCAAACAUUACUGUAAACGGAUAUCAGCUCCAACCGAUUCCACUUGCACCUGAAGAUCCGAAUAAGGAAAAUUUAAAAGCGGCUCACGUCAAGGUGGUGGAAGACAAGAUGACAGUAGAGGAAUUAGGACAAUUGUAUGCCUCAAUUGCGACUACGAGUCCUACAUGGAGCGAUAACAUCACGUACUAUCGUAACG